Messenger RNA from Camelus dromedarius (Arabian camel), 2771 nucleotides. RefSeq names its product adhesion G protein-coupled receptor G3 (gene ADGRG3). Lineage: Eukaryota; Metazoa; Chordata; Mammalia; Artiodactyla; Camelidae. Gene Ontology annotation, biological process: adenylate cyclase-activating G protein-coupled receptor signaling pathway; cell surface receptor signaling pathway. The coding region runs from base 89 to 1807 and encodes 572 amino acids. Gene Ontology annotation, molecular function: G protein-coupled receptor activity; heparin binding. The record is from RefSeq and is a predicted model, not a curated record. The transcript has 12 exons. Gene Ontology annotation, cellular component: plasma membrane.
CAAGAAGGGCGAGAAAGAGGCCACAGGAAGCAGCGACACUGUGGAGGGGAAGGAGGGGCGGGGAGAGGAGGCCGGCUCAGCAGAACCUAUGACCAGAGGGCCGCACAGCUGCAGGGCCAGUGUCGACAAGCUGGCCAAGUCAAGGAUGGUGACGCCCAGGGCCCUGGCCAUCCUGCUUCUCCUGCACUUGGCCUCAGGUGAGAAAAGAUCCACAAUCAGACAUGAAAUGCCACGAAAUGUCUGCCAGGGGCGAAUCAAUAAAAACCGGUAUGAUGACUUCAGCCUUAAGGACACUGCUAAGUGCUUCCCAAAAUGUACACAGUCGGGGAAUGAAUCCUGUAAUCUGCGAAACUUGCAGAGAUACUGGCUGAACUUUGAGAUCCAUCUGGUGGAGGAAAGUCAAACAGAAACAGUGAAUAUGUCUUUUUUGAAUGCUCUUGUCAAGAACAUCAGCACGGACAUCUCGGAAGACCUGCACUUCUCUUUGACCCCCUCUCAGAUUCCGAUGCAGGUGACGGAGGAGGAGCACCAGCAUCCUGACAGAGUCCGGCUGCCCAGGAGCCUUUUUGCAUCCCUGCAGGGCCGGGGGCCGAUGGUCCGGUUGGCCAUAACUGUCUUAGACGUCGGUUCGGGGAAUCUCUUCAAGGGUCCCCGGAUCAAUCUGGAGGACGGCAGCCGCGUGUUGAACAGUCGCCUGGUGGGCUUGAGUUUGGGUCAUAUACCUGUCGCUGGCCUGGCUGACCCUUUGGAAAUCACCUUCUCCCACCAGCAUCAGCCUCCUAACAUGACCCUCACCUGUGUAUUCUGGGAUGUGACUAAAGGGUCAACAGGAGACUGGUCUUCCAAGGGCUGCUCCACAGAGCGCGGAGUCAACAGAACUGUCUGCCACUGUGACCACCUGACUUUCUUCGCCCUGCUGCUGAGGCCGGUUUUGGACCAGGCCACCGUGAAGGCCCCCACACUCAUUUCCCAGGCUGGCUGUGGGACCUCCAUGAUCUUCCUGGCCUUCACCAUUGUCCUGUACGCCUUCCUGAGAUUCUCCCGGCAGAGAUUCAAGUCUGAAGAUGCCCCUAAGAUCCACGUGGCCCUGAGUGUCAGUUUGUUUCUCCUGAACCUGGCUUUUUUCAUCAAUGUGGGGAACGGCUUGAGGGGGUCCGAUGCCGCCUGCUGGGUCCGGGGAGCCGUCUUCCACUACUUCCUGCUCUGUGCCUUCACCUGGAUGGGCCUGGAAACCUUCCACCUUUACCUGCUUGUCAUCAAGGUCUUUAACACCUACUUUGGCCGCUACUUCCUGAAGCUGAGCUUCUUGGGCUGGGGCCUGCCUGCCCUAAUAGUCAUUGGCACCGGGAGCGCCAACAGCUAUGGCCCCUACACCAUCCGUGACAAGGAAAACAGAACCACACUGGAGCUCUGCUGGUUCCGUGAGGACACUGCCAUCUCUGCCCUCUACGUCACCGUCCACGGCUAUUUCUUCAUCAUCUUCCUCUUCAGUGCUGUGAUCCUGGCCCUGGUGGCCUGGAAGAUCUUCACCCUGUCAAGCGCCACAGCGGGCAAGGAGAGAGGGCAGACCUGGAAGGGGGUCCUCACCCUGCUGGGCCUCUCGAGCCUGACGGGUGUGACGUGGGGGCUGGCCAUCCUCACACCCCUGGGCUUGCCCACCACCUAUGUCUUUGCGCUGUUCACCUCUCUGCAAGGUAUCUUCAUCUUCUGCUGGUUUAUUGUUCUCUACUUCCCAAGCCGGAGCACCACGACCUCGACUUCUGGCACUGCCCGAGUUGACCAAGCCCACACCAUGUCUCAAGCCUAGGGGGCUGCCAGGUGGCCAGGUGGGGCUGGCCCUGUGCUCUGGACUCAGCUCUGACUUGCUGUGUGACCUCGGGGCUCCCUGCCUCCUUCUGGGCCUCAGUGUCCUCCUCUGUACAGUGUGACUGGGGAACGAAGGGAUGGGAACAAAGGGGGACCACGUGGCCUCAAAGGUCUUAUCCAGAUACACCUAUGGAUCUGAAAAUUCACAAAUCCAGGAUGGCAUGAGUCUAAAGUCCCCAUAACCCUGAGACCCCCGCCGGGACAGAGCAACACCCUCACCCCGCCCCCACACCCACAGCCUGCCUUCAGAGCAAAGCAGUCUAUCUCUGCGUCACCAUCUUCUGGUCUCAGAAAGAGCCUGAGCCCAAAUAAGGAAGUCUGUCAUUGGCCCAGCUUCUUGAAGUAGCCCCCAGCCGCUCCCCUUCUUCCUUCCCCUUCACUGCCCUACCUCUACUCCACCCUCUGGCUGCCUGUACCUGAGGGGGCAUUCAGGCAGCCGUCACCGCCUCAGGUACCGGGGCAGUUGUUGCCUAGAGGUUUGUUUGGGAGGCAGUUGGUCCUCCCAUCCAGCCUUUCCCUGGUCUUGGCCACUCCCAUCAGGGCCCAUCCUCAUGGAAGAGCCUCCACUGUCCUGGGGGCUGCCCUGGGGCACCAAAUUUCAAAGAAUGCCACUUACUCCAGUGGGUGGUAUACCUCAAGCAGGCCCUCUAGUCCCCACUGUGACUGCCCCCUGGGUGGCCUGCCCUCCGAGCUGCUGUCCCAGUUGGGGGAGGACAGACGGUUCGGGCUCCGUGUAUCUGAGGGUGAGGAGCCAGUGCAGGGGGGCUGAGCUGAGCAGAGAGAGGGUGGGUGUUUCUUCUGGAAUCUGAGAUCCUAUAGAACAGGGUUGCGGGGCACUUUGACAGCCUUCCUCACCGGUUCAGCCCAGCCCGAGGCCCUGAAUAAAUAUUUGUUGGCCAGCUAGA